CGUCAGAACGCACGUGCCGUGCCCGAAGUAUCUAUCAUAAAUCGCGCUAGAUUUUUUAGAAAGUUUCAAAACUACGAAACGUGAACGCGUGUGUUAUUAUUAAUUAUUAUUUAUCACAAAAUCGAUUGCAAAGUGUUGUUGUUACUGUGUUAUUGUGAGGAAUUGCGUACAUGAUACUAGGAAGCUGACCAAAGGCCAACCGAGAUGCUUAUAACAGAGACCUCGCCUUCGUCGCCGAUGGGCGACGAGAAGGAGUCCAAAAUGAGUCAAAUACAGUUUUCACCGCCAUUCGAGAAACAAGAAAGCACGGCGUGGCAGAAGCGGCAGCAGGCGGUGUGUGUGCGACACGCUUUCAAACAUUACGGCUCCAAGAAGAGACCGAACCAUGUGCUCAGUAACUUGAACAUGACAGUAUCCAAGGGAACAAUAUAUGGCCUACUCGGCGCUUCAGGCUGCGGCAAAACAACACUUCUAUCGUGCAUAGUGGGCCGGCGGUCGCUCAACAGUGGUGAAAUAUGGGUCCUGGGGGGCAAGCCGGGGACCAAAGGGUCUGGUGUACCUGGCAAACGUGUGGGCUACAUGCCGCAGGAAAUCGCCCUAUAUGGAGAGUUCACCAUAAAAGAAACCAUGAUGUACUUCGGCUGGAUAUUUGGCAUGGAGACCAGGGAGAUUGCGGAGAGGCUGCGGUUUCUACUGGACUUCUUGGACUUACCCAGCGAGAACAGGAUGGUUAAAAAUCUUAGUGGUGGUCAACAGCGACGUGUGUCGUUCGCGGUGGCCCUGAUGCACGACCCUGAGCUGCUGAUCCUGGACGAGCCGACCGUCGGGGUGGAUCCCCUACUGCGGCAGUCCAUCUGGAUGCACCUGGUCCGCAUCACCAGCUCCGGUGAUAAGACCGUCAUCAUCACCACCCAUUACAUCGAGGAGGCGCGGCAGGCGCAUUGCAUCGGUCUAAUGAGGAGCGGUAAACUGCUGGCGGAGGAGUCACCUCAAGCACUGCUAACGAUGUACAGCUGCAUUUCUUUAGAAGACGUGUUCCUCAAGCUGUCCAGGAAACAAGCUGGCCAAGGCAAUAAUGUGGUGGAACUAAACGUGUCCGGUGGUAGUCUCGGCCUGAACAAGAUGUCCAAGCGCGAGGAGGCGCCGUACGCCGCCGAGGACGAGCACGUGGUCGGGCUCAACUUCCAGGCCAUCAACCAGAGCAAGGAGGUUCUGAUCGUAGAGAACGGUGUCGGAUCCAACGGGGAUCUCCCUGGCAAGAUGACGGAGGCUGUGACGAAUGAGUGCAAAGACUGUGGAGACUGUUUUAACCUGACGUCCCGCGGGAAGAUAAAAGCACUGAUCCAGAAGAACUUCCUGCGGAUGUGGCGCAACAUCGGCGUGAUGCUGUUCAUCUUCGUGCUGCCCGUCAUGCAGGUCAUUCUGUUCUGUUUGGCCAUCGGCAGGGAUCCGACUGCUCUGAAACUGGCCAUAGUGAACGAGGACGCGCGUCUGAUAGACGGCGAGUGCCGGUUCAACUCGUCGUGCUCGAUGAAGAACCUGUCGUGCCGGUACCUGAGCUUCCUGACGGAGCACACGCACCAGAUCCAGUACGCCAACCUCAGCGCUGCGCAGCGCGCCGUGCGCGAGGGCGACGCCUGGGGCGUGCUCUACUUCAACGAGAACUACACCGACUCGCUCGUCGCCAGGCUCGCGCUCGCCGACACGGCCGACGAGGAGACGGUGCACCUGUCAGAUAUCCAGGUGUGGCUGGACAUGUCCAACCAACAGAUCGGCCUCAUGCUCAACAGGGACAUACAGUACGCAUACAGGGACUUCGCUCAGGAUCUACUGGAGGUUUGCAAGUAUAAUCCGAAGCUGGGCGACAUACCUAUAGAGUUCCUGGACCCCAUAUACGGCAACAAGGAUCCCUCGUUCACGGACUUCGUUGCUCCUGGUGUUAUUCUCACGAUCGUGUUCUUCCUGGCGGUGGCGCUGACGUCGUCGGCGCUGAUCGUGGAGCGCAUGGAGGGGCUGCUGGACCGCUCGUGGGUGGCGGGCGUGUCGCCGGGGGAGAUCCUGUUCUCGCACGUGGUCACGCAGUUCGUGGUCAUGUGCGGCCAGACCGCGCUCGUGCUCAUCUUCAUGAUCCUCGUGUUCGGCGUCGAGAACAACGGCAACAUCGUCUACGUCAUCAUGCUCACCAUCAUGCAAGGCCUGUGCGGCAUGUGCUUCGGGUUCGUGAUAUCGGCGGCGUGCGAGCUGGAGCGCAACGCCAUCCAGCUGGCGCUGGGCUCGUUCUACCCGACGCUGCUGCUGAGCGGCGUCAUCUGGCCCAUCGAGGGCAUGCCGCUGGUGCUGCGCUACGUGUCGCUGUGCCUGCCCCUCACGCUGGCCACCAACUCGCUGCGCUCCAUCCUCACGCGCGGCUGGCCCUUCACCGACCCCGACGUCUACAUGGGCUUCGUGGCCACGCUGGUCUGGAUCGCCGUCUUCCUCACGCUCACGCUCACCAUCCUCAAGGUCAAGAAGAACUGACCCGCCCGCUCCGCCCGACCUGCCCGACCGCCGCGCACCGACCGAGAUGUCCCGCUCCGCAUCUCUCGUUAGAAAUAUCCAUAAUUGUAAAAAAUGAAAUUAUUCAGCAAAUUUCCUUGAAUAUCCACGAGGCCCCUCGGUCUGUAUCUCGAACGGGGAACGUUUCGGCGACGUCGUCGAUGGCGUUGUGAAACGUGAGCCCUCCCGUCGCCCGCUCCGCGGUCGUCCAGUUUACCUAAGCAUAUCGGUCUUUGCUCAAACCGCUACGAACGAGUCGAGUGCGUCCUCCUCGUAGCCGAACGACUGUUAGUCCGUCCUGUAAAUAGUAGUUUUGUAUUUAUGAUAAGUUAAUAUAGAGUACGCGCGUACUCGACGAGGUGGAUUGUUAGCCGAUCGGGAAUGUUAGCGAUAAUGAUCGGUCGAACGCUUAGGGUAUUCGUUUCAUAGACUUUCUGGUAGAGGCGUAAGUUUACGAGAUACCUGUUAAUUGAGUUACCGUAGAUUAAGAUGGUGCCAUAGUGAUGGUGAUUUUUUUAACUGUCGAAAAUAAUGUAAACGUGCAACGAUAAUUCUCCAAUACGAAAUGGCUUUAUGUCCUCGCGACGUGUAGUUAGAUACUCGGCAAAUCAACUAAAGGAACGUAAUCGAUUCACCGACCUGUGUACUUAAAAAUACCGUUCCCUCCGAUUGUUAUUUGCCAAUUGUAAAGAUCUUAUGAAACUUCAAUUAUGUUGCGAGAUGAAAUCAAAAGUGUUGCCAUCAAAAUGAUAAUCUUUAUUUUGACUAAAAUAGUGAAAUCAUUAUCUGUCAUAAUUAUCGUAAGAUACGCGCCAUCUUCUGGUAAGAACGUCAAAAUCAUGUUUCGAUUAUUAUAAUGAAUAAUUGUCACUGUUGGUCACGCUUUAUUUAAUGUUAUGUUAAAUGUGAUCAGGAUUGUAUAAAAUUGUAAUGUUAUUUAUCCGUUUAAUAAUCGUUUAAAUGUAAUAAAAUGAUGGCUCAAUUAAACCAACGGCUUUAAUUUAUAUGUAAAUAAAUGAAAUGUCUCAAAUAAAUUAUUUUAAAUAUUCAUUUUCUAUAAACCAUACACUCCUGGUCAUGUUUUUAUCUAAUUUUAUUAUGUACAGUAAAUAAGGUCUAUGUGUUUCUUGGAUUAAGUAUAUCUGACUUUUAAUUAUAAGUUAUCGUCAAUUAGAUAAAGAUGGAUGCUUACGCUGUCCUUGUCAUUAAAACAUGGCGGGUAAUGACACUACUACGAUCUAGAUUUUUACUCCACACGUGAAUUUAUAUAUCAUUUCAUUUCACAUUUAUGUAUGACAUUCAAUAAUUUAUAUGAUAAAUAGAAAAUUAAGUUUUAUUAAUAAAAAUGUAUCGUUAAAAUAGUUAUAUAAAUGACAUAAUGUAUAAUAGCCAAAAUCUAUAUAAAUGAAUGAGUUUACAACAUUGCUGGACAAAGUGUAGUUAUCUUUUUAUUUUCUGUUCAUUUUUGUUUCUGUUACUAUUUAUUGACACAUAUAUCUCUUCUUAGUAUGUUUAUUAUUGAAAUAUAUAUCGAUUGUAUCUGAAUUCACGUUGUACACGUGUAUGUAGUUAAAAGUGUCAGACUGUGAUUAUUUUUGCUAACAUUGACAUAUUUUUUUAUAAUAAAAUGACAAUUAUACGAUAAUACUUGUACCAAUAAUGCCUUUAC
Molecule: messenger RNA, 4204 nt
Organism: Diatraea saccharalis (sugarcane borer)
Lineage: Eukaryota; Metazoa; Arthropoda; Insecta; Lepidoptera; Crambidae
Source: the annotation of a GenBank genome assembly